Molecule: messenger RNA, 1550 nt
Organism: Patella vulgata (common limpet)
Lineage: Eukaryota; Metazoa; Mollusca; Gastropoda; Patellidae
Product: argininosuccinate synthase
Exons: 15
Coding region: 156-1397 (413 amino acids)
Biological process (GO): L-arginine biosynthetic process; urea cycle
Cellular component (GO): cytoplasm
Molecular function (GO): argininosuccinate synthase activity; ATP binding
Source: RefSeq, a predicted model, not a curated record
UAGUCGCAGUGUGUUGACACCGUGAGAGCAAAGAUUGCAUCAGCACUAACGGUGUACACGGCGUGUUGCUUUUGUUAAACCGAUCAAGAGAAAAUAUUUGGAAAUAACUGUAUCUAAUUAAACGUCUUAGAUUUUCUGUCUAUUUUCAAUAAAUAAUGGCUGAUGGAGACAGAAAGAAACUUGUUGUUCUAGCCUACAGUGGUGGAUUAGAUACAUCAUGUAUUCUGGUGUGGCUGAAAGAACAAGGCUAUGAAGUUGUUGCUUACUUGGCAAAUAUUGGACAAGAUGAAGAUUUUAAUGCCAUUAAAGCUAAAGCUUUGAAGUUUGGAGCAUCUAAGAUGAUAAUUCCAGAUUUAAACAAAGAAUUUGUUGAAGAAUUCAUCUGGCCAGCUAUACAAGCUAAUGCUGUGUAUGAAGACCGUUAUUUAUUAGGCACUGCCUUGGCGCGUCCCUUAAUUGCUAGAGAAAUGAUUAAAGUUGUUAAGGAAGUUGGUGCUAAUUAUGUAGCUCAUGGUGCUACAGGCAAAGGAAAUGAUCAAAUACGUUUUGAACUUGGGGCGUACGCCUUACAUCCUACCAUACAGGUGAUAUCACCAUGGAGAUUACCUGAGUUUUAUAACAGAUUUAAAGGACGAGAUGAUUUAUUUGAAUAUGCUCAGAUAAAUGGAAUUCCUUUACCUGUGACUAAAUCUAGUCCAUGGAGUAUGGAUGCCAACAUGAUGCACAUAAGUUAUGAAUCUGGUGUGUUAGAGGAUCCCAAUCAUCAAGCACCACCAGGUAUUUGUCAGAUGAUAGUAGAUCCAGAAAAGGCUCCUGAUGUUCCUGAAAUAUUAGUCUUAGAAUUUAAAAAUGGUGUACCUAUUAAAGUUACCAAUAAAACAGAUUCUACAGAAAUAACCAAACCAUUAGAUCUAUUUCUCUAUCUUAAUAAAGUGGGUGGAAGAAAUGGUGUUGGCAAAAUUGAUAUUGUAGAAAAUCGAUUUAUAGGCAUGAAAUCUCGAGGUAUAUAUGAAACACCUGGAGGGACAAUAUUGUUAGCAGCACAUACUGAUAUAGAAGUCUUUACUAUGGAUAAGGAAGUAAGAAAAGUGAAGAGAGAGCUGGAUAUAAAGUUUGCUGAUCAAGUUUAUAGAGGUUUUUGGUUUAGUCCAGAAUGUGAAUUUACACGAUAUUGUAUUAAUAAAAGUCAGGAAUCUGUAGAAGGAAAAGUAACGCUAAAAAUUUAUAAAGGUGGUAUUUAUAUCUUGGCUAGAGAAUCUCCACUAUCAUUGUAUAAUGAAGAAUUAGUCAGUAUGAAUGUGCAGGGAGAAUAUGAACCUACUGAUGCUGGUGGAUUCAUUAAAGUAAACGCUCUACGGUUGAGAGAAUAUUGUCGAUUACGAGAAAAGUCAAACUAAAUGAGAAGAUUAUUAUAAGAGAGUUUAGUCAGGUCUCUUAUGUGCCAUUUAAUACUGUAUAUGUAUUGUAUCUUUUAAUUAAUUUAUUGCAUGCUGUAACAGAUAUAAAAGUUAUUUAUACAUGUUAAUUUUAUUAAAGGUCAUGUACAAUAA